This is a messenger RNA of Motacilla alba alba, 13185 nucleotides long. It is a transcript of the gene UTRN, whose product is annotated as utrophin. Gene Ontology annotation, molecular function: zinc ion binding; protein binding. Bases 511 to 11058 code for a protein of 3515 amino acids. Gene Ontology annotation, biological process: synaptic signaling. The record is from RefSeq and is a predicted model, not a curated record. Gene Ontology annotation, cellular component: plasma membrane. The transcript is spliced from 75 exons. NCBI's taxonomy places the organism in Eukaryota, Metazoa, Chordata, Aves, Passeriformes, Motacillidae.
UGUUGGUCCUCAAAUCUGUUUGAUUUCAAACAACUCUAGCUUUUAAACACUUGAAAAUGGUGUAUUUCCUUUUUGGCAGCAGGUGAAGUAUGUGUUCUGAAAUACAGCAUGGUUGUAAAUAGAAACAGCUUUACAUAGUAAUUACAUCACGUUACCUUUUGGGUCUUCAAGGGAACUUAUUGUCAAGAUCUGAAAGACUUUAAAAAACUCUUCUUAGGUACAUUAAACUCUUAAAUGCACGUAGGUACUGAAAAAGGGGAAAAUAUUUUCUGUUGUCCUGUAGUGGAGUCCCCUUUUUAAGCUGUGGGGGGGAGUGUUCGGCUGCGGGCCGCAGCCUGUGUCCCUGUGCUCCGUGUGGGACAGAGCGGUGCCCGUGACUCAGCUCUGCCGGGCGAGGAUCCGCCUUCCCCGGACCGGUGAAUUGUCUGCCGCUGGAUCACUUUAAUGUUCUGACUGAAAUGGUGCGACCCUUAACUUGAGGGCUCCAUCUGCUUCCUGCCCUCGUCCCUGAUGAAUAGGGCAGGAAUUGGCAGCAGUGUGGUCAGCUAUGUGACCUCAUUUGUGUGGCGUCUGGGUGGAGCGCCCCGAUCUUCGCUAGGCGAGCAGCUGAGAAAGCGAAUUGCAGCAAUUCCCUGGCUGAGCCUCCAGCGGGUGAAACCCGGGCUCGCUGCAGGGCAAGGAGAUGCCUUCACUCUGACGCUUGAUGAACACAAUGAUGUACAGAAAAAAACCUUUACAAAAUGGAUAAAUGCUCGGUUUUCCAAGAGUGGGAAGGCCCCAGUGAAAGACAUGUUCACAGAUCUCAAAGAUGGAAGGAAGCUUUUGGACCUUUUGGAGGGUCUGACAGGGAAACCUCUGCCUAAAGAACGAGGUUCCACACGAGUACAUGCCUUAAAUAACGUCAACCGAGUACUGCAAGUCUUACAUCAGAACAAUGUGGAGUUGGUGAAUAUUGGAGGAACUGACAUUGUUGAUGGAAAUCACAAGCUGACGCUGGGGCUGCUGUGGAGCAUUAUCUUGCACUGGCAGGUGAAGGAUGUCAUGAAGAACAUCAUGUCAGAUUUGCAGCAGACCAACAGUGAGAAGAUACUGCUGAGCUGGGUCCGCCAGUGCACCAGACCUUACAGUCAGGUCAAUGUUUUGAACUUCACCACCAGCUGGGCUGAUGGACUCGCCUUUAAUGCUGUUAUUCACAGACAUAAACCUGAGCUGUUCAGCUGGGAUAAAGUUACAAAGAUGUCUCCAGUUGAGAGACUGGAAAAUGCUUUCAACAUAGCCAAGAACCACUUAGGAAUAGAGAAACUGUUGGAUCCUGAAGAUGUUGCUGUACAGCUUCCAGACAAAAAGUCCAUUAUUAUGUAUUUAACUUCUUUGUUUGAGGUCCUUCCUAAGCAAGUUACAAUGGAAGACAUUCGGGAGGUGGAAACCCUUCCAAGGAGAUACAAACAGGAAUGUGAGGAUGGAGAAUUCAGCAUGCAGCAGACUGUGGCACUUGAAGAAGACCAGGACAGUUCUAGAGCAGAGACUCCCAGCACAGUGACAGAGGUGGAUAUGGACUUGGAUAGCUACCAAGUUGCUCUGGAAGAAGUUCUUACAUGGUUGCUGUCAGCUGAGGAUGCAUUUCGGGAACAGGAGGAAAUAUCUGGUGAUGUUGAGGAAGUCAAAGAACAAUUUUCCACCCAUGAAAGUUUUAUGAUGGAACUGACUGCACACCAGAGCAGUGUGGGCAAUGUUCUGCAGGCUGGAAACCAACUGGUGGCCCAGGGAAAUCUGUCACCUGAAGAAGAGUUUGAGAUCCAGGAGCAAAUGCUGCUGCUGAACUCCCGCUGGGAGGAACUCAGGGUGGAGAGCAUGGACAGGCAGUCCCGCCUGCACGACAUGCUGAUGGAGCUCCAGAAGCAGCAGUUGCAGCAGCUGUCUGAUUGGCUGACGGUCACAGAGGAGCGCAUUCAGAAGAUGGAAUCUCAGCUCUUAGCAGAAGAUUUACAGUCACUUCAAAAACAGCUGGAAGAACAUAAGAGCCUGCAGAGUGACCUAGAGGCAGAACAGGUGAAGGUCAACUCCCUAACUCACAUGGUGGUCAUUGUUGAUGAAAGCAGUGGGGAAAGUGCAACAGCUAUUCUGGAGGAACAAUUGCAGAGACUUGGUGAGAGGUGGACAGCAGUUUGUCGCUGGACUGAGGAUCGGCGGGUCAAGCUGCAAGAAAUUCAGCUUUUAUGGCAGGAGCUGCUGGAAGAGCAGUGCUUAUUGAAAGCUUGGUUAACAGAGAAAGAAGAGGCUUUGAGUAAGGUCCAGACGAGCAACUUUAAAGAUCAAACAGACCUGAGUGUGAAUGUUCGAAAACUAGCGAUUUUAAAAGAGGACUUGGGUAUGAAACGACAAACACUAGACCAGCUGAAUGAACUAGGUCAGGAUGUGGCCCAAAUCCUUGGGAAUGGCAAAGCAUCCAGUAAAAUUGAUCAGGAUCAAGAAGAACUAACUCAGAGGUGGGACAGUUUGGUUCAGAAGCUAGAGGAUUACUCUAACCAGGUAACUCAAGCUGUAGGAAGCAUAGGAAUGUCCCAGGUUUCACAGAAGACUGCUGCAGAAACACCAUUGAAGGAACACACAGUGGUUAAACAGUCCAGACAAGAAUUGCCCCCACCACCACUACCAAAGAAGAGGCAAAUUCCAGGGGACGGUGAAGCAAAGAGAAAGUUUGAUGCUGAAAGUACUGAGCUCUUGAACUGGAUUUCAAAAUCAAAAUCUGCCAUUCAGGCCGCAGACAUCAAAGAAUAUAAGAAGAUGAGAGAGACUUCAAGCAUGAAAGAAAAAUUGAAGGUGAUUGAAAAGGAAAGAGCUGAAAAAAGCCAGAUGUUAGAUGAACUGAAACGAAGUGGACACAUUCUUUUGGAGCAAAUGGGAAAGGAAGGACUUCCUACAAUGGAUGUAAAAUCUGUGAUGGAGAAAAUUUUGUCGGGGUGGAAAGAUGUGGUUCAAAAUCUAGAAGAAGUGGCUAGAAAGAUAAAGUACCAGGAAGAUAUAAAUGUGUAUUUAAAGGAAAUUAAUGAGCUUGAGAAGACUUUAAUUGAGAAGGAUGACUGGCUUAAAAAAGACUCUUCUUCAGCAUCCCAGUCCUCAGCAUUUCUGAAAGACUUAUGUCAGGAGGAGUUAACUAAUCUUGUAAGCCUGAGUCCACGGUUGGAGCAUCUGAAAGCCACCUGCAAGACACUCACUUCUCAGCCCAUGUCUCCAAAUUUCAUUCAGGAGAACUUGAGUGGUUUUCUUGAUCACUUCAAAUUGACGCGUCAGAAACUAGAGGAACGUCACCAACAGCUGAAGAAAGAGACAGAAGGGCGGCCGAGCCGAGAGUACGUGGAGUCCCUGCAGCAGCUGAAGGACGCUCUGAGCGAGCUGGAGGGCAGGCAGCACUCCAUUGCCAGUGGCCUGAGUGAGCCUAGCAAAGUGGAGAGUGCCCUGCAGCAGGCAAAGACAGUUUGUGAGACACUGGAAGCUCAGAAGCCCAGGGUAGAUAAACUUGCUGAAGAAACAAAGGCUUUGGAGAAGCAUGCAUCUUCGGAUAUAAAAAACACCUACAUGCAAGAGUUCAAGGAUGUGCAGGGACGCUGGGACAAGUUAAAGCUCAAGAUUUCCAAAGAUGUUAAACUACUGGAGGAAAUUAUGCCCAAGUUGAGAAUAUUUGAGACUGACUCUAAAGUUGUGCAGAAGUGGAUGGGUGGUGUGAAAGACUUUUUAAUGACAGAAAAGGCUGUUCAAGGGGAUACUGAAGGACUUCAAAGGCAACUUGACCAGUGCACAAUGUUUAUCAAUGAAAUGGAAACAAUUGAACCAUCCCUAAAAGAGAUGAAAGAAGUAGAGGCUGCUUUAAGAGCUCAGCCUAUUGCGAGCAUAAAUACUUGGACAAAGUCUAGGCUAGUAGACUGCCAGACUCAGUGGGAGAAGCUGAGCAAACAGAUCAUUAGUCAGAAAAAUCGCCUGUCUGAAAGUCAGGAAAAAGCUGUAAAUCUGAAGAAGGAUUUGGCAGAGAUGCAAGAAUGGAUGACCCAAGCUGAAGAAGAAUAUUUGGAGAAAGAUUUUGAAUACAAGUCCCCUGAAGAGCUAGAGAAUGCAGUAGAGGAAAUGAAGAGAGCGAAGGAGGAUGUGUUGCAGAAGGAGGUGAGGGUGAAGAUUCUGAAGGACAAUAUCAAGAUGUUGGCCACCAAAGUGCCGUCCAGUGGUCAGGACCUGGCGACUGAGUUGAAUGUCGUGCUGGAGAACUACCAGCUACUGUGCAAUCGGAUCCGGGGGAAAUGCCACACUUUGGAGGAAGUGUGGUCCUGUUGGAUUGAGCUGCUUCAGUAUCUUGAUUUAGAAACAGCUUGGCUAAACAAUCUGGAAGAAAGAGUGCAAAUGACAGGAAAUCUGCCUGAUAAAUUGGAUGCUGUCAAUGAUGCUCUUGAGUCCCUGGAAUCAGUCCUGCGUCACCCAGCUGAUAAUCGCACCCAGAUUCGGGAACUCGGGCAGACAUUGAUUGAUGGAGGGAUUCUUGAUGACAUCAUCAGUGAAAAAUUGGAAGCUUUCAAUGCCCGCUAUGAGGAAUUGAGUCACCUGGCGGUGAGCCGACAGAUCGCCCUGGAACAGCAGCUUCAGACCAUGCGAGAAACUGACCACAUGCUGCAGGUCUUGCAGGAAAGCUUAGGAGAUCUGGAUAGACAGCUGACAUCUUACCUGACUGACAGGAUAGAUGCCUUUCAGAUGCCCCAGGAGGCCCAGAAAAUUCAAGCUGAGAUUGCAGCUCAUGAAUCCACCUUAGAAGAGCUGAAGAAAAGUGCUCGCUCUUUCCCUCCUGCUUCUCCUGAAUGCAGGUCUCCCCGUGGUGGAACUCAGCUGGAUGCUUUGCAGAGAAAGCUCCGUGAAGUAUGUACCAAGUAUCAGCUUUUCCAGAAACCAGCCAAUUUUGAGCAGCGCAUGUUAGAUUGCAAGCGAGUGUUGGAUGGUGUAAAAGCAGAACUUCAUGUCUUGGAUGUGAAGGAUACUGACCCAGAUGUAAUCCAAGCUCACUUGGAGAAGUGCAUGAAACUCUAUAAGACCCUCAGUGAGGUGAAAUUGGAAGUUGAAACUGUCAUCAAGACAGGAAGGCAAAUUGUACAGAAACAGCAGACGGAUAAUCCUAAAGGGAUGGAUGAACAACUGACAGCACUGAAAUUUCUUUACAAUGAUUUGGGGGCACAGGUGACAGAAGGAAAACAAGACCUGGAAAGAGCAACUCAGCUGGCACGCAGAAUGAGGAAGGAGUCUGCCUCUCUGUCAGAGUGGCUGGCUAGCACUGAAGCUGACCUUGUGCAGAAGUCCACUUCAGAGAGCUUGCUUUCUGAUCUAGAUUCAGAAAUUGCCUGGGCCAAAAAUGUGCUGAGAGAGCUGGAGAGGAGGAAGGCUGAUCUGAAGAGCAUCACAGAAAGCUGCACUGCACUCCAGUCUCUGGUGGAAGGGAGUGAGACUGUCCUGGAGGAGAAGCUGUGUGUCCUUAAUGCUGGCUGGAGCAGAGUUCGAACCUGGACUGAGGACUGGUGUGACACCUUGUUGAAUCACCAGGGCCAGCUGGAAAUUUUUGACGAAAAUGUUGCCCACAUAAGUACUUGGUUGUAUCAGGCUGAAGCCUUACUGGAUGAAAUUGAGAAGAAGUCAGCUAGCCAAAAGGAGGAAACUGUGAAGCGUUUAACAUCUGAACUAGAUGACGUCAGUCUCCGAGUGGAUAAUGUCCGUGACCAGGCUGUCAUCUUAAUGAACGGUCGCGGCGUGUCGUGCCGGGAACUUGUUGAACCCAAACUGGCAGAACUCAACCGUAAUUUUGAGAAGGUCUCUCAGCACAUCAAAAGUGCCAAGAUGCUUGUUGGACAAGAACGACUUCCUGUCAUGUCAGAGCCCCGUGAAGUUAGAGUGGCUUUUCCAGACCUGGACAAAUUUGAGAGUGACAUACAGAAUAUGUUAAAAGUUGUGGAAAAGCAUCUAGAGUUGAGUGGGGAAGAUGAAAAGCUGGAUCAAGAAAGAGCUCAGAUGGAAGAAGUUUUACAGAGAGGAGGGCAGUUGCUCCAGCAGCCUAUGGAGGACCAUAGGAGAGAGAAGAUCCGCCUACAGUUGUUGCUUCUGCAGAAAAAGUACAACAGUUUGCAGGAGUUCAGGUCAUUUCAAAGGAGGCAGGCGGUGGAACUCUCUCCAGUGUUUUCCCAGUAUAAGAAGGAACAUGAUAGUCUAAUGAAGUGGCUGAAUGAGGCUGAGGACCGUCUGUCAGGGCUGCAAGGUGUGGAGGAUGAACAAAAACUACAGGCAAUCCCUGUUCAGCAGAGGUUAAAAGGCCAAUUUGCUACAGGAGUUAGGACCUUGCCUUUCUCAGCUGAGUACUUGGUUGAAAUCAACAAAGUUUUGCUGGCCAUGGCUGAUGUUGAACUGCUGCUGAAUGCACCAGAGCUGAAUACUGGCAUCUAUGAGGAUUUUUCAGCUCAGGAAGAUGCACUGAAGAACGUAAAAGAUAUUUUGGAUAAGCUUGGGGAUCAAAUUGCAGUAAUACAUGAAAAGCAGCCUGAUGUUAUAUUGGAAGCAUCUGGACCUGAGGCAAUACAAAUAGGAGAUGCACUAACACAGCUGAAUGCAGAAUGGGACAGAAUUAAUAGAAUGUACAAUGAUCGUAAGUGUUGCUUUGAUAGAGCCAUAGAGGUGUGGAGGCAGUUCCACUGUGACCUCAGCGAUCUCUCCCACUGGGUGGCGGAGGCUGAGGCGCUGCUGGCCGAGGCGCGCGGGCCGGAUGGCAGCCUGGAGCUGCAGGCAGCUGGGCUGCACCAGCAGGAACUUGAAGAGGGAGUCACCAGCCAUCAGACCAGUAUUUCAGCAUUGAACAGAACUGGGGAAGGGAUCAUACAGAAACUGUCUGCUACAGAUGGGAGCUUCCUACAGGAGAAACUGGCAGGAUUGAAUAGACGCUGGAAAGCAAUCACAACAGAGGUCAUGGAUAGACAACAGAGGCUAAAAGGAGAGAACCAGCAGCUGAUAGAGUAUAGAAGGAAGCUUGAUGAGCUGCGUUGUUGGUUGGAAAAUGUAGAAAAUGCUCUGGACACAAGAUUUGCGUUCAACCACGAGGAAAACUUGCAGGAAUUACAGGUCUUAAGUGAAGAGAUGGAAGUUCUGGGUGACAAACUGGAGUGGCUGAACAGAACUGAAUCUGAAGUACUGUUGGAUAAAAAUAUUGAUCUUCAGGAAAAAAACAAACUUUCUGAUUGUCUGCAGUCCCUCAAUGUGAGGUGGAAUAAGGUGUUCAGAGAAGUGCCUGACAAAGUGAGAGAAUUGGAGGCAUUUGUUGGGCAGUCCCGUUUUGUUACAAAGACAAAGCCUCCUGAUAUCCAAAAGGUGGUGCUAACAUCUUCUUCAUUGGAAAUUCCUGUUCAGACUCAGCAGGCUUUGGAACUUUCUGCACCUGCUGAUCUGGACAAAACUAGAACUGAGCUGGCUGACUGGUUGGUACUGAUUGACCAGAUGCUCAAGUCAAACAUAGUCACAGUGGGAAAUACUGAAGAGAUCAAUCGGACUAUUGCACGAAUGAAAAUAACCAAUGCAGAUAUGGACCAUCGGCACCCUCAGCUUGAUUCUGUUUUUACAUUGGCUCAGAAUUUGAAAAAUAAAACUUCCAGUUCAGACAUUAGGACAGAGAUCACAGAAAAAAUGGAGAAGCUGAAGAACCAGUGGGACAGCACCCAGCACAGCGUGGAGGUGAGGCAGCAGCAGCUGAGGCACAUGCUGGCAGACAGCCUGCAGUGGCACGAGCAGAGGCAGGACAUGGAGCACCUCAUGGAGCAGUGCGAGACCCGGCUGCGAGCGCUCCUGCAGGCCCCAAAAGAGAUGCUUGCCAAACAGAUGGCAGAGAGCAAACUGUUGGUACAGGAUUUGCAUAGAGGUGACAUCACAGUAGCAGCAUUCAAUGAUCUUUCUAAUAAACUGCUUCGAGAGUAUCGUGAUGACGACUCAAGGAAGGUGAAGGAAACCACUGACCAAAUGAACACUUGCUGGGUUAAUCUCAACCAAAGAGCUGUUGAUAGGCAGAAUUUCUUGGAGACAGAGAUGAAGACAGUACAGGCCUCACACAAGGAUCUGGAGAGCUUCCUCAAGUGGAUUCAAGAGGCAGAGACAACAGUAAAUGUUCUGGCAGAUGCAUCCGAGCGUGAGAACACUGCUCAGGACAGUAUCUACGUAAGGGAACUCAGAAAGCAAAUGCAGGACAUCCAAGCUGAGAUUGAUGCCCACAAUGACAUCUUUAAAAGCAUUGAUGGAAACAGACAGAAAAUGGUGAAAGCCUUGGGAAACUCUGAGGAAGCUGCUCUGCUCCAGCACCGGCUUGAUGACAUGAACCAGCGCUGGAAUGACCUGAAGGCAAAGUCAGCUAACAUCAGGGCUCACUUGGAGGCCAGUGCAGAGAAAUGGAACAGAUUGCUGACAUCUCUGGAAGAGUUAAUCAAAUGGCUGAACGCAAAAGAUGAAGAACUGAAAAAACAGAUGCCUGUUGGAGGGGAUGUUCCAACCUUACAGCAGCAGUAUGACCACUGCAAAGCCCUGAGGCGUGAGCUGAAGGAAAAAGAGCAAACCAUUCUCAAUGCUGUGGACCAGGCACGAGUUUUCCUUGCUGACCAACCAAUUGAGGGGCCUGAGGAACCAAGGAGGAGCUUGCAUUCAAAAACAGAAUUGACUCCUGAGGAGAAAGCCUUGAAGAUUGCCAAAGCCAUGCGUAAACAAUCAUCGGAGGUAAAAGAGAAAUGGGAGAACCUAAAUGCCAGUGCCAGUAUCUGGCAGAAGCAAGUAGACAAAGCAUUAGAAAAACUGAAAGACCUUCAGUGUGCCAUGGAUGACCUUGACGCUGAUUUGAAGGAGGCUGAAAAUGUGAGGAAUGGCUGGAAACCUGUAGGAGACUUGCUCAUAGAUUCAUUACCAGAUCACAUUGAGAAAACUACAGCUUUUAGAGAAGAAAUUGCUCCCAUCAACUUAAAAGUUAAAACAGUGAAUGAUUUGUCCAGCCAGCUGUCUCCCCUUGACCUUUAUCCAUCUUUGAAGAUGUCUCGUCAACUGGAUGAUCUUAAUAUGCGGUGGAAACUUUUACAGGUGUCUGUAGAGGAUCGUCUUAAACAGUUACAGGAGGCACACCGAGAUUUUGGACCUGCAUCACAGCAUUUUCUUUCCACCUCAGUACAGUUUCCGUGGCAGAGAUCUGUUUCACAUAACAAAGUGCCCUAUUAUAUCAAUCAUGAGACACAGACGACUUGUUGGGAUCAUCCUAAAAUGACUGAUCUCUUCCAGUCCUUAGCUGACCUGAACAACGUGCGCUUCUCCGCCUACCGCACAGCCAUCAAAAUCCGCCGGCUGCAGAAAGCACUGUGCUUGGACCUGUUGGACCUGAACACGACAAGUGAAGUUUUCAAACAGCACAAGUUGAGUCAAAAUGAUCAGCUGAUUGGUGUCCAGGAUGUGAUCAGCUGUCUCACUACCAUCUACAGUGGACUUGAAGAGAAACACAAAGAUAUGGUGAAUGUUCCUCUCUGUGUAGACAUGUGUCUUAACUGGCUACUCAACGUGUAUGAUAGUGGCCGAACUGGAAAAAUUCGAGUGCAGUCCCUGAAAAUUGGCUUGAUGUCUCUUUCUAAGGGCCUUCUGGAAGAGAAGUACAGAUACCUCUUCAAGGAGGUAGCAGGCCCUACAGAAAUGUGUGAUCAGAGGCAGCUGGGCCUUCUGCUUCACGAUGCUAUCCAGAUCCCACGGCAGCUUGGGGAAGUGGCAGCCUUUGGUGGCAGCAACAUUGAACCCAGCGUGCGCAGCUGCUUCCAACAGAACCACAAUAAGCCGGAAAUAACUGUAAAGCAAUUCAUAGAUUGGAUGCGCUUGGAGCCACAGUCUAUGGUGUGGUUGCCAGUUCUGCACCGUGUGGCAGCUGCAGAAACAGCAAAACAUCAGGCCAAGUGCAACAUCUGUAAGGAGUGUCCAAUUGUUGGAUUUAGGUACCGGAGCUUAAAACAUUUCAACUAUGAUGUCUGUCAGAGCUGUUUCUUUUCUGGCCGCACAGCAAAGGGGCAUAAAUUGCAUUAUCCAAUGGUGGAGUAUUGUAUACCUACAACAUCUGGGGAAGAUGUACGGGACUUCACAAAGGUGCUGAAGAAUAAAUUCCGGUCAAAGAAGUAUUUUGCAAAGCAUCCCCGACUUGGCUACUUACCUGUGCAAACAGUGUUGGAGGGUGACAACCUGGAGACUCCUAUCACUCUGAUCAGUAUGUGGCCAGAGCAAUAUGAUCCUUCCCAGUCUCCACAGCUGUUUCAUGAUGACACACACUCCAGGAUAGAACAAUAUGCUACUAGGCUUGCGCAGAUGGAAAGGACCAAUGGCUCCUUCCUCAUGGACAGCAGCUCCACCACAGGAAGUGUAGAGGAUGAGCAUGCCCUUAUCCAGCAGUAUUGUCAGACGCUGGGAGGAGAGUCACCUGUGAGUCAGCCACAGAGUCCUGCUCAGAUUCUCAAGUCAGUGGAGAAGGAGGAGCGGGGAGAGUUGGAGCGUAUCAUUGCUGACCUUGAGGAAGAGCAAAGGAGUCUGCAGAUAGAAUAUGAGCAACUAAAGGAGCAACAUCUUCGGAGAGGACUAAACCCUCUUGCGUCACCUCCCGACUCUGUUGUGUCACCUCAGCAUGCUUCUGAAGAUGCUGAGCUCAUUGCUGAAGCUAAACUCCUGAGGCAGCAUAAAGGUCGCCUGGAAGCAAGGAUGCAAAUAUUGGAAGAUCACAAUAAACAAUUGGAGUCUCAGCUUCACAGGCUACGGCAGCUACUCGAGCAGCCCGAGUCAGACUCCCGGGUCAAUGGCGCCUCCCCCUGUGCUUCACCCCAGCACUCUGCCCUGGGCUUCCCCCUGGAGCAGGACACAGGCUCACAGUUCCAUCAGACAGAUGACUUGUUAGUUCCACCUCAUGAUACCAACACAGAUCUAACAGAUGUUAUGGAGCAAAUCAACAAUACAUUUCCAGCUUGCAGCUCAAGUUUCACUGGCAGACCACAGGCCAUGUGAGGUGCUCCCCGGGCUGUCAGCCAGUGCUUCUGGCGUGCAGCACAACCCUGCUGUGCGUCUGCCGGCCGCGCGUUCCGCCUCAUCGCCAACCUGCACGGGAGCCGGGACACUCCGCGUGCUCUGACCACGUGUUCUGCUUGAGACAGUGCAACACUGAACACCCAAAGAAAAGGAUGUUGUUUUUAUAGUCUCUUUUUUUUUCCUUCCUUCUUCCCUUUCUAUGCAACUGUAAAUUAACGAGCAGUGGAAUAUUUGUCACUGAUUUGUAUAAAUAUACAGCCAGGGGAAAAGGGGCAGGGGCUUUAUAUACGUUCCUUUUGAUAAUCGUAAAGAGAACUGCAUAAGGAGUUUGGAGCAAAGCGUUACAUUUAUACAUUCCUUUCAACUCUUUGCUUUUGCAUUGUAAAGUACCCUUAGUUAUAUUCUCACACAUGUAAUAUCCUGUACUGAUUAUUUGUAUGCUAACCAUAUGACCACACAGAUUUCAGAAUAUCCUUGCAUUGUUUUCAGCAUUGGCAAAUGAAGUUCCCAUAAUCUGCAUUAUUGUUACUGGUUAACAACAUUAGGUGCAAGAUACAACAUUUUAGUUCAAUUAAACAAGGUAAACUCUCAUUUCAAGUAAUAACUAGCAUCCUCACGUACCUAAGUGGUAUUUUUAACUUCCAUUUUGUUAUUUCCAGACAACACUCCAUUUGGAGGAUUAUUUUUUUAAGCUUUACUUUGAAUCGGGAGAUAGCUAAAAAGAGGACUUAGAUGGUAGCGUAAGUUGGUUUUAGUAAGAACUAAGUUAGUGUAAUCCUUCCCAACAUUGUUCAGAAACAAAGCUUUGCUGUUCCCUGCUGGGCCAAACUUGCUUCAAGUUUUGGAAUUUACAGUCUGUGAAGUGAAGCUCAUUUCUGUGAGAUCCUUUUCUUUUGUCUGCCUCUUGGAAAUGAAGAGACACUUAGAAAGCCCUUUCCAAUACUAUUAGCAACAGAACUUUCUCCAGAACUGCAGUGCACAUAGAUGUUAUCAUUUGGCAUUGUAAUCUUGCAGAUCACCCCUAUCUUUAUGAUAAUUUAUUUAUUUUAUUACUUUUGAUAAGGAUAAUUAUGGGAAAUUAUGUCACUGAUCCUCUGAUCUCUAGUUUAAAGGUUAUCAUCAGAGAUUUUAAUGCCUUCACAGAGUUUACAAUGCUGCAUGGACACUUGCUUUAAUUCUAGGACAUACCUUUAAUUGGUAAAACUGCAUGCAAUACCUUUCAUGUAUAGUAAAGAGAAACAAAGCUGUGUUCUUAAUUUUUACUGAAGGAAAAAACCCUUAUCUUUAAAUGGUAUUGAAAGAGGUGUAAAAUUCUCUACUGCUACUAAAAAAAUGCUAGGGGACAUUAGAAGAGCAGGUCACGAAUUCCAAGUGGCUUUGUGAAGUUUUGCCAGCCAGACUGUCCUGCACCCACAGUAUUUACUCCUGAACUGCUGCUGCUCAAGGAGUGAUUCAGGCACAGUGUUGACCACCUUCUACUGGUGGCACCAGUGCCAAUUCUUUCUGAACCCUUUGGCAAGUUAUUUAACCACUCUGCCUCUGUUUUCCCAUCUGUAAAAUGGGGAUGAUAGUGCUUACCUCUCAAAGGUGGUGUAGACUUGGCAUUUCUACAGAGCUUUUCAGAUGCUAACUAAGUAUUAGUCUUGAGCAAGUGGAGCAAAGCUAUCAAGGUGAGAGGAGAAGAUGCUGGCUCCUAUUAAAAUGUAGUGUAGUUAUUUUGAGAAGAAAAAGCCCCACAUUUUACAGAAGAGGAAAACCAUGACCACCUUUCUACCUCAGACCUAUCUUCAUAAGUAGUAUUGGAAAUAGCUUUACAUUCUGCUCUCUGCAAAGUACUUGGCUUUUAUCAAGCUACAUAAUUCUCUAGGCAAAGAAUCUUUAAAAAUACUCCCAACAUACGCAUAAAAAGAAAUCAGUAGUGAAUUUGGUGGAUUUUAUUUUUGUUCUGAAUAUGAGGUUAUGUAUAAAGUUGUUUUUCUGCCUGUGUUUGUAUGCAUCCUUUGUCCUCUGCUGCCAAGUAAAUGCUGCUUCAAACACUACAUUGUAACAUUCUUCCUCUGAGACUAUAAUAAAUAAAAGGAAUAUAUUGCAGUAACAUGAGAAAAA